This is a messenger RNA of Kluyveromyces lactis, 2115 nucleotides long. It is a transcript of the gene NCL1, whose product is annotated as tRNA (cytosine-C5-)-methyltransferase. Gene Ontology annotation, biological process: tRNA methylation. NCBI's taxonomy places the organism in Eukaryota, Fungi, Ascomycota, Saccharomycetes, Saccharomycetales, Saccharomycetaceae. Gene Ontology annotation, cellular component: cytoplasm; nucleus. The record is from RefSeq and is a predicted model, not a curated record. The transcript has a single exon. Gene Ontology annotation, molecular function: tRNA binding; tRNA (cytidine-N5)-methyltransferase activity. Bases 1 to 2115 code for a protein of 704 amino acids.
AUGGCUAGAAGAAAGAAUCAAAAGAAGGGACCAAAAAAGACUUUUGGUACUCGUGAUGACUCCAACAACCAAAAGAAUUGGACUGAAUUAGUGAAGGAAAACGAGAAAUGGGAAACUUACUACAAGGAUUUAGGUGUAAUCCCAGUUGAAGAAUGGGACCAGUUUAAGAAGACUUGCCAGUCGCAAUUACCUUUAACUUUUAGAAUCACUGGUUCUCGUAAACAUUCUAAAGAAGUACUACAACUGUUCCAAGAACACCAUCUACCCAAUUUGACCAACGUUACUUGGGAAAAUGAAGUGGUUAAGCCACCAAUGGCUUUGCCAUGGUACCCGGAACAUCUUGGCUGGCAAUUAGAUGUUUCUAAGAGUGUUAUCAGAAAAAAUGAACAGUUUGCUCGUAUGCAAAGAUUCCUUGUUGUUGAAAACGCUGUUGGUAACAUUUCCAGACAAGAAGCUGUCUCCAUGAUUCCACCUAUUGUGUUGGAUGUUAAGCCUCACCAUUAUGUUUUGGAUAUGUGUGCUGCCCCUGGUUCUAAGACUGCACAGUUGAUUGAAGCUUUACAUGCCGAAUCUGAUGAACCUUCUGGGUUUGUCAUAGCUAACGAUGCAGACUAUAAGAGAUCUCAUAUGUUGGUGCACCAAUUGAAACGUUUGAAUUCUGCUAACUUGAUGGUCGUUAACCAUGAUGCUCAAUUCUUCCCACGUAUCAAAGUGGAUUCCACCGAAGGUUCUAAAGGUCCUCAGUUCUUGAAAUUCGACAGAGUUUUAUGUGACGUUCCAUGUUCUGGUGACGGUACUAUGAGAAAGAACGUCAACGUUUGGAAGGAUUGGAACACUGGAUCUGGUCUAGGUUUACACAUUGUGCAAUUGAAUAUCUUGGAAAGAGGUCUAAAUUUGUUGAAAGAAGGUGGUAAACUUGUAUACUCCACUUGUUCUUUGAAUCCAAUUGAAAACGAAGCAGUUAUUGCUGCCGCUUUGAGAAGGUGGGGUGAUAAGGUAAGAUUGGUCAACUGUGAUGAUCAAUUGCCAGGUUUAGUCAGAUCUAAGGGUAUCACUGAAUGGAAGGUAUACGACAAACAAUUCCAAGUUAGAGAAAAAGGACAUGAAAACUGUUUGGAUUCAUGGUUCCCACCAACUGCAGAAGAGGUUGAAAAAUUCCAUUUGGAAAACUGUAUGAGAGUGUACCAACAUCAACAGAAUACAGGUGGGUUCUUUAUCACCGUUUUCGAGAAGAUCGAUACAUCAACUGCUGAAACUCCGGUACCAGCUUCUGAAACUGCUGCUGCUGUAGAAGAACAAGCCCAAGAACCUGAACUAAAAAAGGCUAAAAUCGAUACAUCCUCUACUGCCUCUCACAUUCAAAAGAAGGAAAAACUACCUCGUGAUGCCAAUGAAGAACCAUUUGUGUUCGUGGAUCCAAACCAUCCAGCAUUAGCCAAAUGUUGGGAGUUCUACGGUAUUGAUGACAAAUUUGAUAAGUCCACUUGUUUGGUUCGUAACGCUACUGGUGAACCAACUAGAACUAUCUACCACGUCGCUACUCCAUUGAAACAAUUGAUUGUAAACAAUGAAGAUAGACUAAAGAUUGUUUACUCCGGUGUAAAACUGUUUGUUUCCCAAAGGUCAGACAUUGAUUGUGCUUGGAGAAUUCAAUCCGAAUCCUUACCAAUCAUGAAACAACAUAUGAACUCUGCCAGAAUCGUCCCAGGUAACAUGGAAAUUCUAAAGAAGUUGUUAACUGAAGCUUUCCCAAGAUACGAAGACUUAACAGCGGACAACGUCGAUCCAGAAUUCAUUUCCAAGACUCAAAAACUGAGUGCAGGAUGCACUUUCAUUAAAGUCGAUAGAAAUGAUCCAUCCAAGGAAGAUUUGUUUUUACCAGUUUGGAACGGAUCAAAAUGUAUCAACUUGAUGGUUUGUAAAGAAGAUGUUCACGAAUUGUUGUACAGAAUUUUCGGCAUCGAAACAACCAGCAAACAAAAUCCAAAGGCUGAUCAUAUGGCCAAGAAGGCCCAAGAAGCAGCUGACGCAUCAGCUAACUCUUCGAAGGAAGAGACUUCUGAGAAAGAAGAAGUACCUGCUGUAACUGUCACUGAAACAUCCACGGCUGAAUAA